CGUCCGCCCUCCCCGAUCGCAACUCCCGACAGAGAUAAAGAGGAGCUGCUGAAUAUUGCUAGACAGUCUAGACAUGGCGCCCCUUCUUGCAGAAGAGGUCGUGAAGCAUCCUGCAUUCGAUACAGUCGACUGGAACCUCCCGUCCACGUCAUCCGGAACAUGUACGGUGGCGCAGGGGAGACGCGGAGGCCCCCUCAACCUGUAUUAUGAGACCCAUGGCACUGGGCCUGUGAAGCUCGUCGUAAGUCGGUCGGGAGCAGAAAUCCCGGUUCACCUGGCGGUGUAGCGCUGACCAGUUGCAGUGGAUUAUGGGCCUCAACGGGUCCCUCACGGACUGGAAGCGCCAUACCAAAUACUUUGGCCAUCAGCACGCGUCCAGAUACACAUGCUUGGUAUUCGACAACCGGGGCGUCGGUCGCUCUGACAAGCCGUUGUCAUUCUACUCCACGUCCGAGAUGGCGCAAGACGCCGUGGACCUGGUCGCCUCGCUGGGCUGGAUCGACCUCGCCGCUCCCGCCGAACGGUCCAUCCAUGUCAUCGGCGCCAGUAUGGGCGGGAUGAUCGCUCAGGAAGUCGGGGUGCUGAUUCCCGACCGUCUCGCGAGUCUGACGCUCUGCUGUACGGCGCCUCGCUUGGUGCGGACGGGUCCGUUCCUCGAAACGGUGCACCAGCGCGCGAGCAUGUUCAUCCCUCGCCAUAUCGAUGUCGAUCUCCAGCGGAUCGCGAAGGAUCUCUUUGCGGACGGCUUCCUGGACCAGCCGGACACGGAGUAUGGGGACCCGACGAAGAACUUCCCGACCAGGCGGGAUCGGUUUGCCGCGGGCGUGUUGAAGAAGCGCGCUGACACGGACCGAUACACGGUCAAGGGCUUUCUGAUGCAGGUUGUGGCGUGCUAUUUCCAUACCAAGUCGCCGGCGCAGCUCAAGGCCCUGGGGGACAACGUGGGCAGAGAACGCAUCACGAUCUGCCAUGGCACCAACGACCUCAUGUUGACGUUUCGUCACGGGGAGAUCCUGCACGAGGAGAUCGGGGAGGGGGUGACGUGGAAGGUGUUCGAAGGCAGCGGCCACAUGCUGAGUUGGGAACGAGAGCACGAAGUGAACCAGAUGAUCGAGGAGGCGGUGGGCAAAUGGAGUUGAAGUUGAGGAUUCCGACUGACGAAGUGCCGCACGUGUUAGCAUAGAUAGGUGUACGAUAGAGCAACAUACUUUGACUUUGUG
Aspergillus heteromorphus CBS 117.55 is the source of this 1220-nucleotide messenger RNA. RefSeq names its product alpha/beta fold hydrolase. The record is from RefSeq and is a predicted model, not a curated record. The coding region runs from base 309 to 1139 and encodes 276 amino acids. The transcript has a single exon. Lineage: Eukaryota; Fungi; Ascomycota; Eurotiomycetes; Eurotiales; Aspergillaceae.